AUGGAGGAAGUUGGAGGAAAUGGAGGACCCGCACGCAUCGCAGAAUGCGGGAAGAUCGGUUCCGGUACAAUAAACUCGAAUGUCGUGCCUUCCGUCAACCUUCCGUCACCUUCCGUCAAACCUUCCGUCACACCUUCCGUCAAAAAGCCUCCGCAUGUGAUUAGAUCAGACUACUCGAAGCCUCGUGAAAAGCCAGCAAAAGUUGCAAAGAAACCAACAGUUAAAAAUGAUAAGAAGCCAAAGCCGGUAGCAAUCGUCGCUCCAACAGGAAUCAUAAAAACGUUCAAAACCACACCAAACCCAAAUCGAAACUUAUAA
Caenorhabditis elegans is the source of this 318-nucleotide messenger RNA. RefSeq lists its product as uncharacterized. The coding region runs from base 1 to 318 and encodes 105 amino acids. The transcript has 4 exons. NCBI's taxonomy places the organism in Eukaryota, Metazoa, Nematoda, Chromadorea, Rhabditida, Rhabditidae. The record is from RefSeq and is marked reviewed.